This is a messenger RNA of Bufo gargarizans (Asiatic toad), 1714 nucleotides long. RefSeq names its product prickle planar cell polarity protein 4 (gene PRICKLE4). The coding region runs from base 190 to 1497 and encodes 435 amino acids. The transcript has 7 exons. Gene Ontology annotation, molecular function: zinc ion binding. NCBI's taxonomy places the organism in Eukaryota, Metazoa, Chordata, Amphibia, Anura, Bufonidae. The record is from RefSeq and is a predicted model, not a curated record.
CAGGAAGGAAGGCAGCGCGCCAGAGCGCCCUCUGCAGGGCCCCGCCCUCCGCCGCUAUUGGCUGCAGGUAACCGAGCCGCAGUUCCUUGUCCCUCAGAUCCUGGUAGCAGUGACUGGCAGCGUCUAGUGUGUGCCCUCUCCUGAGUCCAGGCAUUUGUGGAUGUCCCUUUCAGUGGAUAGUAUUUCCCAAUGGCACCAGAGACUCCAGAGCAGAUUAUUACGUCCCCGGCGCCUGCCGUCUCCUCUUGUGACAGUGAUUCCGGCUGUGCCUUGGAAGAGUAUCUUGACCUUAAGCCCCAUUCCAGUUCUCUAAAACACAUGUUACCUAACACUGACACAGAAGAAAUCAAGUUUGUACAGACUCUGCUUCAGUUGCUGCCGCCACAAGACUGUGAUGAAAGGUUCUGUACUGCUCUGGGAGAGUUUGAAAGAAGGGAACUUCAGAAAUUCAGUGCACAUCGGAGAGUCCACUCCAUGAGAAACGGGGCCAUUGUGCAUGUCACUGCAGACACGUCUGACUUUUGUAUGAGGUGUGGUGGCAAGAUUCUUAUGGGUGACACCGCUGUGUGUACAGAAAGAUUUGAAGAUGAGAAUCUUCGCUGGCAUCUUAAAUGUUUUGUCUGUGAAACAUGCCACCUUCCCUUGUCCCAGUUUAUAUACUUUCUACAGGACCGCAGAAUUUAUUGUGGCCGUCAUCAUGCAGAGCUUUCUAGAGCACGUUGUGCAGCUUGUGACCAGCUGAUUAUGUCCGAGAGAUGUACUAUAGCUGAAGGACUCUGCUGGCAUGUGGAACACUUCUGCUGCUGGGAGUGUGAGAUGGUGUUAGGAGGAAGUCGUUAUGUUAUGAAAGGUGGAAGACCUUUCUGCAGUGGCUGUUUUCAGCGUCUUCAUGCUGAAAGUUGUGAGGCCUGUGGUGAAGCUAUUGAUCCUGAUGGAGAACUUGUGAUGUUAAAAGGGCAAUACUGGCACACGCUGCCCUCCUGUUUCUGCUGCUCCAGUUGUAGGACACCUCUCCGUAGGUUAGAAUUUAUGAUUCAUGAUGAUCACCCCUAUUGCUCCCAACACUGUUUGUCAUCUGGCCCUGGGAUGCACCAUCCUUCCAAGUGCCACAGCAAUAUGACAAGAGCUUCAUCUGAAAACUACAGCCAUCACACACAUUGCACUCCCUGGAACAAGACGAUAGUGGGCUCAAACAGCAAACAAAUAAUGUCCUCACUGUAUGAAACAUGUUCCGUCUCAAGGUGCCAAGAAGUGCUCCCAAGACUAUGUUUAGACACAGGGAGGGAGCUAAGUGAAUCUUGGCUGCCAGAACACAACCAGAUCGUGGAAGGUGUGGAGGACACUUCAUGCUCAUCAUCAGACUCUGAGCCAGAAGGAUUUUUCCUUGGCAGGCCUAUCCCAAAUUACUCACUCAGUAGGGGAACAAAUUCAGUAGUCCAUGGAGAAAGCAAUUCCAUAAAAAGACGUCACAGAGUAAAGAGCUGCAAAGUGUCCUAGUGACCUAAUUUUUGGGACAUUGUCUAUUACUAUUACACAUACAAUCUAUUUUGCAGCUAGAAGUAACUACCAGAAACAUUGUACAAUAUACUAAAUGUCCAAAUUUGCAGAAAGCAAUGUAUGAUUUCUCAUGAUUUUCAUUUAAUUCUGAACAAAGGUGAAAGUGGCUGAUGUUUUCCUUCACUGCUAAUAAAAAAAAUCUUUGUUUUAUACAUUA